AUGGAGGAACCUCAUACUAGCACAGAGCAGCCAGAGGGUACUGAGCUACAUCAGCACCAGUCUCAUGAAGAUACGGAGAUGGAAGAUGAACCUGAACUAGUCGCGGAAGAGGAGAUGGACGAUGGUGACUCCAGACUCCAGGCUGAUAUACAUGCACAGGUCGAUGGGGAUAACUCCCAGGCGCACCAGUCUCCUCCAGGUACUAGACCAGAGCAUCCACAGACUACUGGAGAAGCCCCAUCAUCGGCGCCGCCAUCAUCAACAUCACAUCCGCCAGCAAAUGGCGGCACUGCCGGAACCCAGUUCCAACUGCCACCUGUAGAGAACUGGCGGCCCUAUGUCAACCCUCCAAAUCUGGGCCGGGUCAGACAGCUGCUAUUCGAGGUCAAGGAACCAGUCGAACUUAGCCUCGAGGAAUUCACUAUGUACUGGCCAUUUAUAGAUAAUAUCUGGGUUAAACAGCGGUCCACAUCUACCAAAGAUGGCCUGCAUAUAACGGAUUACUACAUGUGCCGCCUGCGCCGACCAACUUGCAAGCGGCCACCUCAGCGCCCGCUGCCAGACGGCAAACGGCCCAGGAACAAGGUCGUCCGCGAGGGAGGAACUUGCAACUUUCAAAUCCGAGUAGUCAGGUUUGAAGGAGCCCAUACUACAAUCACCAUAUCCCGCAGCCCUAAUAGUAGCAGUGCCCAUUCACAUGAUUUGGACUACAUUGACAAGGUCAAGAAGAACUCUGGUGUGAUGGAGUACGUCCGCCAGGAGGCUGCCCAGGGCUACCUUCCGGCAUCUAUAUUUGCAAAGAUAAGAGAGGACCCUCAACAACUCGAAGCUGCUGGUGGAAAGCAUCUGACUACGAUUGAUGUUCGAAAUGUAUCCGGAAAGUGGAGAUCGAACCAUCCAGGCCUCACCCUUCGGCCGCAUGAAGGCUAUGCCUACCAGAAUGGACUGGGCGUCUAUAAGGUACAGGACGGACAGCACAUAAACCGUCCACCAGCCAUAAUCGCCCAUCCCAGAGCGAUGAAUCUACCUGCCAACGUCCUCCCGUUUCCAACUUUCCCUCUGGAUUUCUUGGAGCCGUAUCUACCAAAGAUAGGGGAAGAUCAUAACUAUGGCAAUGCCAACCCCAACAGCGGAGAGACCAAGUUUCCGCAUGUUACCCUUACUUACGCACAGUCUAUGGAUGGUAAAAUUUCCAGCAAGCCAGGUGUCCAAACUGUACUCUCUGGUCCAGAAUCCAAGGCAAUGACGCAUUAUUUGAGAUCCCGUCAUGACGCUAUAAUAAUUGGACUUGGAACUGCUUUGGCUGAUGACCCAGGCUUAAACUGUCGAUUAGAAGGUGCUGGAGGCUUCGGUGGCUUUGGGACCAUGUGGCAACCCCGGCCUGUUAUAAUUGAUCCCACAGGGCGAUGGUCUGCAUCAGCCGAGAGUAGGCUGCUGAAGACCGCAGCGGAAGGAAAAGGCAAAGCUCCCUGGGUCAUCGUCUCUCCUGGUGCAGAACUCCUUCCGGACAAGCUUAUGCUGUUGAAACGUCACGGCGGUGAUUACCUGCGGAUCAGGGAAUAUAAUCCACACUGGCGACUGAGAUGGGAAGCCAUAUUCGGUGCACUAGCAAAUCAGGGUAUCCGCAGCGUCAUGAUCGAAGGAGGAGGUGUUGUCCUCAGCGAACUCCUUAAUCCGGAAUAUGUUGACUUCGUUGACUCUGUCAUUGUCACCGUUGCACCAACUUACGUUGGUCGUAACGGUGUGUCUGCAUCGCCGGACUCCAAGCAGGACGAACUAGGCAACCCAAUAAAUGCCCUAACGCCUCACAACAUCAAAUGGCAGCCUUUGGGUAAGGAUGUCAUCAUGUGUGGGAAGAUAAAGAUCGCACCACCUCCUCCACCUCCACCUCCAAUUCUUCUUGGCUUAGAAGCUGCUGCUCGUGCGGAUGAAUCCUGA
Molecule: messenger RNA, 1938 nt
Organism: Trichophyton rubrum CBS 118892
Lineage: Eukaryota; Fungi; Ascomycota; Eurotiomycetes; Onygenales; Arthrodermataceae
Exons: 1
Coding region: 1-1938 (645 amino acids)
Biological process (GO): riboflavin biosynthetic process
Molecular function (GO): 5-amino-6-(5-phosphoribosylamino)uracil reductase activity
Source: RefSeq, a predicted model, not a curated record